Molecule: messenger RNA, 942 nt
Organism: Mangifera indica (mango)
Lineage: Eukaryota; Viridiplantae; Streptophyta; Magnoliopsida; Sapindales; Anacardiaceae
Product: ubiquitin-conjugating enzyme E2 variant 1B-like
Exons: 5
Coding region: 138-617 (159 amino acids)
Biological process (GO): DNA damage tolerance; protein K63-linked ubiquitination
Cellular component (GO): nucleus
Source: RefSeq, a predicted model, not a curated record
CGAGGGCUCACAGGAACAGUCGUAGAUAGACAACACUGAAACAUUACCCCUGUUGUUCUUCUGUCUUUGCACUAUUUAAUUACUACAGCUGUUAACGGAAAACCCUAACGCAAAUCUCUGAAUCCGACGUUCUCAAAAUGGGUUCUGAAGGAUCAACUGUUGUCGUACCUAGGAAUUUCAGAUUACUGGAAGAGCUUGAGAGAGGAGAAAAAGGGAUUGGGGAUGGAACUGUCAGCUAUGGAAUGGAUGAUGCUGAUGACAUAUUAAUGCAAUCUUGGACUGGGACUAUUAUAGGUCCCCCCAAUACUGUUCAUGAGGGGCGUAUCUACCAGUUGAAGCUUUUUUGUGGCACAGAUUAUCCAGACAAUCCACCGAGUGUUAGAUUUCAAACCCGGAUAAACAUAACCUGUGUCAAUCAAGAGACUGGAGUGGUUGAACCUAGUCUUUUCCCAAUGCUUGCUAAUUGGCAAAGGGACUACACAAUGGAGGACGUUUUGACUCAACUGAAGAAAGAAAUGAUGUCUCCUCAAAAUUGGAAGCUUCCUCAACCUCCAGAAGGCAAUGAAGAUGCGAGGGUGGAUCACAAGGGGUUAGUGCUCAAGUGUUGUAUUCUCUGAGUCGCUGAAAGACUCUUUGUAUGCAGGUGAUAAUGUAUAUAUAAGGUUUAUAAUAUAGAUUAUUUGAACCGCGGCUAGUUCCAUGCAUGUCUGAGAAAAGUUGUCAUUAGCUUCAUCAAAUGGUGGCUAAAUAAGCUGGAUUCUUUAUGAAUCAAUGACAUGUUCAUCAUUUAACUGUGUAGUUUAUCCUCAUCUUCCUCCCGUUCAGGUGUAUUACAUUUCUGGAUGUAACAAUGCCAGUAUGUUGAACCUUACUGUUUUUGUGUGUGGGUACUCUAGAAUGAUUCAAGCGAAAAAGGAUAAGAUAAAAACAAGUUUGAAAUUA